CGAAACGUUAAUCUAUACCUAACAAUGGUAAAAAUUUUAUGCGAGUAAUGAUGGAUAAUUUAUCGCACACAGCUGUUGCAAUAAUACUAAUUAAUAAAAUUUUUAUAAGACCAAUUUUUUGGGCCGGCUUUAUGUUUAUUUGAGAGGAAGUAUACUGCUACACUGUUGUUAAUUCCCUCAUAAGCACGGAUUGGUGACGGACACGAUUUAUCAGUUCCACUGAAAAUGGGCACAUCAAAUUAUGGCGCCACGGAAACCGAUCUCCCACAAUAUCCCGACCUGUUCGGCACUCAGGAAACGCCGAAGUUCGCCGAUCAGGCACCCACCCUUACUGUGAGCAGCGUGCUGCAUUCCAGAAAUCCCUUGGUCCGCAGUGCCGAACUGAAAGCCAGACGUAAAGUGCAAUUCUGGAAUCUAAUCCAAACUGGACUGGCGUAUAUGUUUCUGCUUUCUUCCGUGCAAACGGCCCUUUCCAUUGGAACGCUGGUUCUGAACAGUGUGGAUGAUGAGAAAUUUCACGGAACUAGCACUAUUGGCUACACGGUGUUGGGAGUGACCUACUGUGUACUAGCUGUUGCGUUUUGGCUGUCCCAACCUGUGGUGGCUAACAUUGGACCAGUGAAUUCGAUGAUAAUUUCAGCCGAUAUUAUCCUUCUAGUGUGUUUUAUAUUGUUCCUCGUGGUAUUCAUACGACCUCUAAUGGUUCUAAUUUUCAUCGCGGCCAUUGUUGCGGGAUUUGGAUCAGCUGUGCUGUCCACAGCCGGCGGCGUGUUCAUGGCGCUGAAUUCCGACAGCGAAACCAUUGGCCGGAAUACUGGCAUAUUUUAUGGAUUAUACGAGACGAGCUUAGUCUGGGGUAAUGUGGGAUUCUUUCUAAUCAUGAGCGGCUCUGUGGAAAUCAGCACGAAACAGCGGUACUUGAUAUUCGCAUUUCUCUUAUCGCUGGCGGUAUUCGGAACGAUUCUUGUGUUACUUCUAAAACGACGACAAGCCGCCUCUGUACUGCAGCCAUCAGAAUUUGCGAGGGCGAUAGACCGCAAUUUUUGGGAUUCCAUGAAAGCUGCGAUAAUGCUUACGCAAGAUCCCAAUGUUUUAUAUAUGACACCUUUGGUAAUAUAUUUAGGGUUAUCUUCAGCAUUUAGAAAUGAUAUAUACAAUUCGUCCAUUGGAUACACUGAUCGCUUCCGCUCGUUAGCGCUGGUGGGAAUGGCCGGUGUCUUUCUUGGACUGGGUGAACUGACCGGAAGUGCUAUCUGUGGCGCAGUUAGUAGUAAAUUUCCGUAUAUGAAUCGCGGAAAAAUUGUGAUCGGCGGAGUGACUUUCAGUGUUAUUGCAUAUAUUUUUAUCUAUCUUAAUCUACCAUCCGAGGCUAACCUAGGUCCAACGGAUGGCGUGUCCAUAAUCAGUCCUCCCAGCAAAUUCGUUGCUGUAUUAUGUUCGUUCCUAAUGGGAAUUGGGGAUGCCUCUAUUAACACUCAGAUUUACGCUCUACUGGCGGAAAUGUUCGGCAGAGACAUUGUACCUCCUGUCGGAUUGUUUCAAUCUGUUUAUGCUGUUUUCUGUGCGGUUGCCUAUUUUUACAGCACAUCGCUGAAACUGUAUGCUCAGAUGCUGAUUUUGAUAGUUCUCUCCGUUGCCGGCUGUUCGUCUUUUACGAUUAUGGCCGGGCGAUUUGCUCGCAGCCGGCAUUUUGAAGAUCUCUAAUGUUAAUUAGUAUAAGCAGUCACAAGUGUUAUCCAUCCCAUUUCCUUCUAGUUUUCCUGUAAAUUUUCCUAUAGCAGUAUGUUAUGCGUAAAGUGCGUAUGAUGUCUAAAUAAAAUUAUAUCAAAAGCAUUUUUGCAAAACUAUGGACAUACCAUGCCGGUGUUCAGUAUCUACACAUGAUUUCGUAACUGGCGAACUAGUUCUGUGCCAUCUGUUUCUUCUGUUGCAUUUCUACAUUGCCCAGCGGAAAACU
This is a messenger RNA of Paramacrobiotus metropolitanus, 1957 nucleotides long. Its product is annotated as UNC93-like protein MFSD11. Lineage: Eukaryota; Metazoa; Tardigrada; Eutardigrada; Parachela; Macrobiotidae. The transcript has 17 exons. The coding region runs from base 226 to 1704 and encodes 492 amino acids. The record is from RefSeq and is a predicted model, not a curated record.